Molecule: messenger RNA, 313 nt
Organism: Hibiscus syriacus
Lineage: Eukaryota; Viridiplantae; Streptophyta; Magnoliopsida; Malvales; Malvaceae
Product: triacylglycerol lipase 2-like
Exons: 1
Coding region: 9-305 (98 amino acids)
Source: RefSeq, a predicted model, not a curated record
GAACAUCAAUGGUCGAUUACGUCGACGUGGUCGAAAAUAUGAAACGUUAUGGGCAACCAACUCCUCCGGCAUACAACAUGACCGGCAUACCAAAUGACCUUCCUCUUUUUGUCAGCUAUGGAGGGGAGGAUGCUCUUGCCGAUGAUGAUGAUGUGAAUCUGUUUCUGGGAAGUCUGAAUGAUCAUGAUGGAGAUAAACUUGUGGUUCAGUAUAGAAAUGAUUAUGCUCAUGCAGAUUAUGUCAUGGCAAAAAAUGCUAAACAAGAUGUAUAUGAUCCUUUAAUUGCCUUCUUUAGGCUACACUAGUGAAUAUA